UAAUUAAUAAUAAACAUUUUGUUAUUAGUUAAUUAUAAUUGGGUUUAAAUUUACGAUAAAUAUGUUGCAUACUAUCAAGCAGCUUGGAAAUAGAGUGUUGUUACAAACAAAAAGUACAUCGUCACCAUAUUCUAUAGCCGGUUACCGUGAGUUCAAAGUUCUGUCUGUUAAUCAAAAACAAAUACAACUGAAAAAACCAACAACUUUUCACAUACUAAGGCCUAAUCAUUGCCAGCAAAGGUUUGUCGGUGACAGUAACACAUUAACCAGCAGCAAUAUGAAGCGUUUACAAGGUAAAGUAGCUGUAGUUACAGCUUCUACUGAUGGUAUUGGAUUUUCGAUAGCCAAACGUUUGGCACAAGAUGGUGCCAAUGUAGUCAUUAGCAGUCGCAAACAGAAUAAUGUAGAUAAAGCUGUCGAUGAGCUGCUUAAACUUAAUUUACAUGUUAUGGGCUUGAAAUGUCACGUUAGUGAGUCUCAAGACCGUAAACAACUUUUCGAUGAGACCAUACGUAAGUAUGGUAAAAUAAAUAUUUUGGUUUCAAAUGCAGCCACUAAUCCCGCUGUGGGUGGUGUUUUGGAUUGUGAUGAAAAGGUGUGGGACAAGAUUUUCGAUGUUAAUGUUAAAUCCUCAUACUUGCUGGCCAAGGAGGCUUUACCGUAUUUGCGUAAAGAAAAGAAUUCCAGCAUUGUAUUUGUUUCAUCUAUAGCUGGUUAUGAUGCAUUUGAGCUUCUAGGCGCUUAUUCCGUUAGCAAAACUGCCUUAAUUGGUCUUACGAAAGCAGCUGCCAAAGACUUGGCACCUGAAGGAAUUCGUGUUAAUUGUUUGGCUCCUGGUAUCAUCAAAACUAAAUUUUCAAAAACCCUUUACGAAGAUGAAGCAGCAAAUGAGGCUGCCUUAUCUAAAAUACCACUAAACCGUUUGGGUUUGCCAGACGAAAUGGCUGGAGUGGUAUCAUUUUUAGUAUCAGAAGAUGCAAGUUAUAUCACUGGUGAAACUAUCAUAGCCUCAGGUGGAAUGACUGGUCGUUUGUAAGAAAAUGUAAAAUUAAAUUUUCAAUUAUUACCAUUUGUAUGUGUUAUAUAAAUUUAUUAAUAAAAACAUAAUCGGAAAAGAAAUACAAUAUAAUAUUAAAACUAAUGAAAA
Molecule: messenger RNA, 1147 nt
Organism: Calliphora vicina (urban bluebottle blowfly)
Lineage: Eukaryota; Metazoa; Arthropoda; Insecta; Diptera; Calliphoridae
Gene: Dhrs4
Product: Dehydrogenase/reductase 4
Exons: 4
Coding region: 62-1036 (324 amino acids)
Molecular function (GO): carbonyl reductase (NADPH) activity
Source: RefSeq, a predicted model, not a curated record